UUUUCUUUAAUGCCCCACAUGCCUACCCUAAAAACUCGAGUAAUGGUUGGUAUGGUGUGUGGACAUUGGAUCAAUCAAAACCUCUUCCGUUGUUAAAGGUUAAAAACUAGUGCUAGCUAGCUACCCCAUACUUUCAUCAAAACCUAGCAAGAAAACUAACAUAUAUAGAAAGAAAGAGGUUAUAGACUAUUGAACCACACAAUACAAGUUAAAGGGAUGAUGGAGAAAGGAAGUGUGGUUGAAGCUGCAGUAACUAGAUCUCCCAUGCAGAUGAAGAUGGGGGAUCAUGAAUUAGAAGGCAACACUACCAGUGCCCUACGCACUGCCGAGACGUUUCUGCGUUUGUUCCCUGUUGGUCUAUGUGUUUCAGCACUUGUUCUCAUGCUUAAGAGCUCUCAGCAGAAUGAAUAUGGAUCUGUUGAUUACAGCGAUCUUGGAGCUUUCAGGUACUUGGUGCAUGCAAAUGGCAUUUGUGCCGGCUACUCUCUAUUUUCAGCUGUGAUUGCUGCUAUGCCAUGCCCUUCCACUAUACCUCGUGCUUGGACUUUCUUUUUGCUUGAUCAGGUGCUGACAUACAUAAUUCUAGCGGCUGGAGCAGUGUCAACGGAGGUUCUAUACCUGGCUGAGAAUGGAGACGCCGCAACAACGUGGAGCUCAGCAUGUGGCUCUUUUGGUCGAUUUUGCCAUAAGGUCACAGCAUCAGUAGCUAUCACAUUUGUGGCAGUGUUUUGCUAUGUCUUGCUUUCCCUCGUUUCCUCCUACAAACUCUUCACCAAGUAUGAUGCACCAGCAAGCAGGGCCACUGAAGCCAUUGAGGUUGCUGCUUUCCCUGGCUAGCUAGCUCACCCAAAAUAUAUAAAUAACAACUUCAUGCUUCAUAUGUGUGUGUUUGCUACAAUUAAUAUAUUAAUGUAAUAGCAUAUACUGUUGUUGUGUACGUUAAUUUAGGACUUAGGACAGACAUGCAUUGCCAUUAAGUUUGAGUUUAUAAUUUAGUAGUUAUAUAUAACUCCUGACCUCCUUCUUCUUUGUAUUAUAACACUGGUGUUCAUGCAUGAAUCACGGAUGGCUUUAGCUUUUUCUACUA
This is a messenger RNA of Glycine soja, 1087 nucleotides long. RefSeq names its product CASP-like protein 2A2. The record is from RefSeq and is a predicted model, not a curated record. The transcript has 3 exons. Bases 217 to 837 code for a protein of 206 amino acids. NCBI's taxonomy places the organism in Eukaryota, Viridiplantae, Streptophyta, Magnoliopsida, Fabales, Fabaceae.